AUGACAAAGAAAAAAAAAAGUCAAAUUCAUUCGACUUGGCCAGCGCCAAUUCCUACUGACUUGAAAAAAGAAUGUCUGCAACAAUUUCUUUCUCAGAUGUCUAUGUCCGUAUUGGCUGAAGUGACUUGUGCGGUCUGCAAUAUUCGUAGUCCAGAACAGGAUUCAAUACAAAUGCCAAUGUCAGAAAUUCCUAAUAUACAUCUACUCAAAAUAUCUGAUGAACUUAAAAAUUUAGUCAUCAAUACUCAAUCAUCUACUUCGAAAAACUCUAACGGUUCUUCAACUACAAAGUCGUCUUAUUUCGAUUACGAAAAUGAUAUUAUUCUCUAUGUCAAUGGGAUGUAUCAAGAAAAUAAUGUAAAUAUGUGUAUACUUUGUCAAAAAUGCAGUAAUGGUUUAUCGAAGGAACAGAUUCCUAAAUUUUCAGUAGCAAACAAUAUGUGGUUAGGUGAUGUGCCUCUUGAGUUACAAGGGCUAACCAUCCCAGAAGAAAAACUGAUAUCAUUACACCGUCACAAUAGUUGUAUAAUAAAACUACAGUCACCUUUUCAUUCAAUGGCGACUGCUCAAGGUGCAUUAAAAGGCAAUUGUAUUACUUUUCUACAAAAUACACCAAAUAUUGUUAACAGUCUACCACUUGAAAUGGCCGAUCUGUGUGACACUCUCAAACUACCUGAAGAUGAUAUACCAGAACCCAUAAUGACAACAAUGGAACAGAUAUUAAAUGAUAAAGAAGUACCAUCUGAAAGAGUUGGAUAUAUUCCUGAUCCAUUAUCUAACUCAACAGAAUUGAAUAUCUCAAAUGUCAUUCCUGUUAAUAACAGUGCUGUUCUCGACGUGAAUGGUUCGUCGAUAUCUUCCGAGGAAAUAAAUAAUUAUCUUCUAAAGAAAAUCAAAAACGAUGGAACAAAUGAUGAAAUGGAUGUUGAAAAUAUUUACUUGAUUCCUCAUUCUUCCAAACCUGUCAAUGAAUAUUUUAAUCCAAAAUUAUUAGCAGGUCUCUAUCGAACGUUAUUCUGUUAUGGACUUGGAGCACCUGAAGAUCGAACACGGCCACUCACCAUAAAUUUACGAGAACAUAUACGUUAUCUUUUAUGCUACAAUGAUCGACGUUUUGAAAAAAAUCAUAGUUUUAUAUUUGUAGUCUUUAAUUUAUUGCAAAGACGUGAUGCAUGUUUCCAUGCUCAACUUAUAGCAACGAAACCUUAUUUUCGAUCUUCCGCUCAAGAAAUUCACUCAUUGAACACUAGUGAUAUUGAGGUAGCUCUUAAAAAUAUUUCUACAGGAACAUACAAUACAGGAUCUAACAAGGCUUUAGGUAAACUGGUAAAUCAUAUUAAAACAAUCGGCGGUCGAGUGAUGGGUUCAGCAUAUUCACGUACAUCCUUACGUACACAUCUUCAUGCAAUGAUUUUUAAUCAAAGUCUACCCAACAUAUUUCUCACUCUCAAUCCAGCUGAUAUUCACAGUCCCGUAGCAUUAUAUUUUGCAGGUGUGAAACUUGAUUUGGACAAUGUUCAAGCCGAACAACUUAUGGACGCAUACAAGCGUGCCGAAAUUAUCGCUUCUCAUCCUGUUGCUACUGCCAAAUUUUUCCAUAUAUUGAUUUCUAAUAUCUUAGAUACAAUGAUUCUUGGUGGUGUAGUCGGUCCUGUGAAAGCAUAUUUUGGUACUGUUGAAAGUCAAGGACGAGGUUCACUUCAUUUGCAUCUCCUUAUUUGGCUUAAUCAUGUCUUGAAGCCAGCUGAUAUGAAGAACAAGAUUCAAGAUGCAAGUUUUCGUGAAAAUUUGAUAGCAUAUUUAGAAGAUAUCAUCAAAGAAGAUCUAGAUGAAUUCAAAGAUAAACGUGUCUUCGAGAAUUUAGAUGCGUUACGUACUAUUGAUUUAGCAGGUUUAGAAGAAAAUACAAAUGAAAAUGAUAUUCGGUUGACGCCGAUAAAAGACCAAUCGUCUCCAUCAGUUCCUUAUGCUUCUCCACCAAAUCUGCGUGGCUCUCCAUCGAUUUCUUAUGCUUCUCCACAACGCAUUGAAUUAUUACAAACACCAAUACAUGAUCAAUCAAUAUUUAGUAUGGAUGUUUCGGAUAUCCAGUCAAGGCUACCUCCAGCAUGUUUGCCUACUCCAGAUCCAUCUUUACCUAACUUUUGGUCACGAUUUUGUGCUGAUGUGACACAACUUGUUGAAUCAGGUAAUGUUCACAGACAUAGUGAUACGUGUUAUAAAUAUUGUAAAGCUAUGGCGAAGAAAAUUUGUCGAUUGAUUAUGCCACGCAAAUUGAUAUCAGUAUCGACAAUUGAUCCGGAGACUGGUCAUAUUUCUAUGCGACGAUCACAUCCAUGGAUUAAUAAUUUUAAUGAAUACGUUAUAUCAUCAUGUCGUUCCAACAUGGAUAUUAAAUUUAUUUGGACUGGUAGUGAUACUAAGGCUCUUGUGUAUUAUAUCACUGAUUAUAUCACAAAAACGAGUCUAUCUUUUCAUGAUACAUUCUCUCUUAUUCAAAAAAGUAUUACAUCAUUCAAAAAUGUAGCAGAUCAAACAGAGGCGGAAAGUGCUAUAGAAAAAUCACACAAACUGGUUUUGCGUUGUUACAAUACACUUGCUUCUCAACAAGAGCUAUCUGGAGUUCAAGUUGCCUCUUAUCUCAUGAAUUGGGGCGACCAUUACACUACACACAAAUUUCAAGGUCUUUAUUUAAUUCAAACUGAGAUAUUUUUACAAACAGAAUUAAACGAAUUACGCAUUAAACAAAAUUUAGAACAUGCCUCGCAUGAUGUAAUUGACGAUGACAAUGUGUUGGAUGAUGAAAAUACUGUGGAUGAAGACAAUAAUGAAGAAAAUUUUCAGAUUCAAUCUACUGAAAAUAAAAACAGUUUUGUACUUGUCAGCACAAGAGUUGAUUAUCAAUAUCGAUCAGAUACUCGAAGCAAAAUCUGUUUAUGCGCUUUCGUUAGUACAUUUUACAAGAGAAAAAUGAAUGCAACAGAUGCAAAAUAUUUAUCCAAAUCUUCUCCCAAGUCUUCCACCACAGAAGAGCAACAAGGGAUUCGAAAAGACCGACCACCAAAUCAACGUUUUCUUUUUCAAGAACAGCAUCCGCAAGCAACAACCUAUCUGUUGACUGAAUACAGUGAGGCUCAUACAGCGAUUCUCUAUGAUCCUCAAAUUCCUCGACAUGAUCGUGAAGAUACUAAAGAACGAUAUAGUCGAGCUCUUCUCACACUUUUUGUACCUUGGCGUUCGGUGUCUGACCUUUGUGAUAAUAUUAUAGAAAAUAUUCAACUCUUACAUGAAUGUAAGAAAGAUCGUGAUGAGCAUUUACUUCGAAUUAUAACUGAAGCUCAAACUGAAAAUGGUACGAUUGAUCCUGAAUUAGUCAUAACAACUCGUAACAUGCGUGAUGAAUAUGACGACGCAAGUGACAAUGAAGAUUUACUUGAAUUGCUUGGUAAUUUAAACGAAUAUACUACCAAUGCAUUAAAUAGCAAUAAAAAGACAACAGAAAAUAUAUACAUUGAAGAAACCAUAGAAGCAGUAGAAAAGGUUGGACGAUUUACUCACACACAUACAAAUAGUCAAUUGUUAGUAAAUGAAUCUUCUAGAGAUCACUUUCAACAAAUUGUGCCGUUCGUCUCAGCAACACCUAAUCUCGUUCGACUCAAUACAAAAUGGCAAGAAUAA
Adineta steineri is the source of this 3678-nucleotide messenger RNA. NCBI's taxonomy places the organism in Eukaryota, Metazoa, Rotifera, Eurotatoria, Adinetida, Adinetidae. The record is from the annotation of a GenBank genome assembly.